CCCAGUUUUCCCUUAGCUUCCGCGCACCCCCCCGCUCUGGCCGAUGAAAGAGCGAGCCAGACCGAGAGAGGGGGGGAGCUCUCGUAGCGGCGCGCACGCCGCGCCGGCAUCGGCCCUCUCGCUGUUUCGUGAUUCUCCCGCUAUCCGUCGUUGCUUUUCUGUCUCUGCCUGUCUCCUAGCGGCUCGUGAGUGUAUUGCACGGGGAGGGGCGGGCGGGGCGAGCGACAGUCACACUAGUCGACUAGUCACAGUAGUCAGUGUCCACGGGCGAACCCGAGGCAGAGGUAACGCACUUUUGCCGCCGCUCCGAUUUCGCUGAGCGAGACGCUGCCGCGCGCGCGAUCAAAAACCCGUACGUUUUUUUCUUCGUAAAAGUGCUCAAUCAAAGCCCCGCGCCUCCCAAGCAAAAAUUGUCCUGUAGUGUUAGAAUGCUGAGUCUCGUAGCAGCCUCGAGAGGGAAGAGGACAGUGGCGAGAGCGAAGGAACGUUGGUGAGAGAUCGGCGAAGAGUGCGGCAAGAGAGCCACGCGGCGCAGCCGAGGCAUCGAGAGCAGCGUUACAAGCGAUUGUGAAUAAAACGUCGUUGAAUUAGGGAGAGGGAAGAAGCGCGAGGCUAGACGCACAAGCGGGGAUCGACUCGGCGAGGGAAAGCGUCGAGAACGAGAGGAGCCGCGAGAACCGACAGUGCGCGUUUCGCUGCCCGCUUCAUCCGGAUUUCCCCGUCUCCGCACCGCCGAAUACCCGCUUCCGGUUCUCCCGCAAACCCUCGAUACUCCCCCGUAACCGAAUCCGCCGAGGGGUUCAAGCCUCCCGGAAAGAAAGCCCUCGUUUCGCGCCCCGAAGCGACCCUGCCACGAGGACGAUUCCACGGGGAGCCUCGAACACGACAGCACCAGAAGGCGCCCGCAAUUGAGCCGGCCUAAGGUGCCCCGGGGCCGCAGAUGGGAGCGGGUCUUCCAGGACCCGACUGGGCGCUCGACCCCCCAAACGGCAAAGGACACGCCGCCUCGCCACCCUCCUAUCACCGACGCAACCCACGAUCUGGCCACUCUCACGUCCCCGGAAUAAAACACAUCGCUAAACUGGCCGGACUCCCGCGCCGCAUCAAACAGCGCACGUUUCCCCUGAUCAGGCCUCUCAAACUCGAUCAAGCUGGAAUUGAUGGAGUUGGAGAAUAUCGUGGCCAACACUGUGUACCUCAAAGCCAGAGAAGGCGGUGGUGACAGCAACAAGGGGAAGAGUAAAAAAUGGCGGAAAAUACUCCAAUUCCCCCACAUAUCGCAAUGCAUAGCACUAAAAGAUAAGCUCGACAUAAGUUACAACUAUGUGGUCGAUCAACAACCGAUCGGUCGACUCCUCUUCCGGCAGUUCUGCCAGGACAAGCAUCAAUCGUUUCAUCGUUACAUACUCUUCCUGGAUGCCCUGGGAAGGUACGAGAUUGAGAUGGAUGAGAAUCGAAUGGAAUUGGCGAAGGAUCUCUUCGAGCAGUAUCUCAGGAGCAACAACUCCGAGGUCGUCGAUAUACUCAACGAUUCCUUGAUCGCCGAAUGCGAGGAGCGGCUCGGCUCCGGGGGAAAAGAACUCUUCGUCGAUGUAUCUCAGACCGUGAAAAAUUUUCUCGCUGGCGAACCCUUCUCGCUGUUCCUCAACAGCGUCUACUUCUACAGGUAUCUCCAGUGGAAGUGGCUCGAGGGUCAAGUCGUCACGUACAAGACGUUCCGCAUGUAUCGAGUGUUGGGGAAAGGUGGAUUCGGGGAAGUAUGCGCAUGCCAGGUACGAGCCACGGGGAAAAUGUACGCGUGCAAGAAACUGGAGAAAAAACGGAUAAAGAAGAGAAAGGGCGAGGCAAUGGUGUUGAUAGAGAAGAACAUACUGCAAAAGAUAAAUUCUAAAUUCGUCGUCUCGUUGGCAUACGCGUACGAGACGAAGGACGCCCUCUGCCUCGUAUUGACGAUCAUGAACGGCGGUGAUCUCAAAUUUCACAUUUACAAUAUGGGCGGUGAGCCUGGUUUUGACAUUGGGAGAGCGAGAUUUUACGCGGCCGAGGUUGCCUGCGGCCUGGAACAUCUCCAUCGCCAAGGAAUCGUUUAUCGAGACUGCAAACCCGAGAACAUUCUCCUCGACGAUCACGGCCACGUGAGGAUAUCCGAUCUUGGUCUGGCGGUCGAAAUCAUGGAGGGCGAUAUGGUCAGGGGUCGAGUCGGCACCGUCGGCUACAUGGCACCGGAAGUCAUUGACAACGAGAAGUACACUUUCUCCCCCGAUUGGUUCAGCUUCGGCUGCCUCCUUUACGAGAUGAUCGAGGGCCAGGCCCCGUUUCGGGCCCGCAAAGAGAAGGUCAAACGCGAGGAGGUCGACCGACGCGUCAAGGAAGAUCAGGAAAAAUAUUCUCACAAAUUUACCGAGGAGGCUAAAAGCCUUUGCCAACAGCUGUUGAAGAAAAAUCCGAAACAUCGGCUCGGCUGCAAAAGCGGCAGGUACGGAGCGAAGGAAGUCAAACUUCAUGCCUUCUUCCAGUGCCUCAACUGGAAGAGGGUCGAAGCUGGCAUGACGGAACCUCCGUUCAUCCCGGAUCCGCACGCGGUUUACGCCAAGGACGUACUCGACAUAGAACAAUUCUCCACGGUUAAAGGAGUAAAUCUCGAUGCAACGGACGACACGUUUUACAGUCAAUUUAACACAGGAUCGGUUUCGAUCCCCUGGCAAAAUGAGAUGAUCGAGACCGAGUGCUUCAAGGAGCUCAAUGUACUCGGCCCGAACAGCUCGCCAACUCCGGAUUUGUUGGUCAAUUAUCCGCCAGCAAACAACGAGAAUCGUGGCUGCUUUCCGUUUCGAAGAAAGAAGAAGCAGAGCGCCAGAACCCGAGAAAUACCACUUUCGGAAUGCCAUCUGUUGGAAUUGUCGCAGAGCCAAAAUUCCGAGAUGCCAGCCAGCUGAUCCAGGUUGAAUUCCGGAAAUGUGAACACACCGACGAAAUCAUCGUCGGUGGGACGUACAUCGCGAUGCUGUAUAUGAAAUCCGUCCACGAGAUGAAUAAUCUCAUGGAUUUCGCAGCGUGACGACGACGACGACGACGACGUUCGAUAACAUCGCGUCCUUUUGGCGUCUCGUGGAAGAGAUGAGGUCUCGGACGCGACAGAAAAUCAUAAAGAGAGAGAGAGAGAGAGAAAGAUGAAACAAAAAUGGACGAGAAUCGCACAAGAACGAUCGUUUAUCCAAGAAGGAAAAAGAUCCGAGGGACCAGUUGAGGUCAUUCGAAUUUUUUUCCCCUUCCCUCGUCGUGAUCGGAGUUCUUUUUUGCUUUUUUGACGUCCCACGCACCCGGCGAUCUGGGUCUUGGUCCCGAAAGAAAGUUGGCGAAAAGCUCGGAAACGAAGAGACUCGUGUAUGUUACGUAAGCACAUUUUCGAACAUAAGCACAAACACGUACGGACGAAUACACACGCACACUAACUGGACCGAGUCGCCGAGAGUGAAAGAUGAAGCUGAAGAAAAAAGCAAGCCAUUCUGACACGACGACAACGAAGAUAAUUGAUCACGCUAGUGGAGAGACGUUACGGCGUCAGGAGUAAUGAUGCCGAUCGAUUUGCUACUCGUUUCAGUGUUCGUCAAUCCAGAUGGAAUGUGGGAUUAAAAUAAUAAGAAAUUCCUAAUAAUCUUUGGGAAGCUCCCGAUAGUCUCUUGUUCAACAAGCCACGCGGUUCAAGGUCCCGAAAUUAUCGUCCCUCUGGCUUUGGCUGUCAUAAUACACCAACGAAAACAGUUGGAAGAUAUUCGUCUCGUAAAUUUCAAAAGGAAAACAAGUGAGGGAAACGAAGACGAGUAAAGCACUAUAUAUUUAUAUUCGUACAACUUUUCUUCGCGUAAAUGUCUCUAUUUUGGGAAAUUUCGAUACAAACGAGUCUACCGAAGCAUCUCUUUAGUCUGCAUGGGACAACAACAAAAUCAUUCACUGCUCGUGAAUUCCGUCGAACAUAUUUGUGUGUAUUUUUAGCUCUUGCGAAGAUUUUUUCGUAGUUGAAAGCCAUUUUUUAACUACGCACGAACAUUACUCUGAUGCGUGCUCAUCGCGUGACACACUUUUCAUAGAGAUCUCAAUUCCUGCACUGUCCGAAGUUCUCCUUCUGUAUUUGAUUGCUAGUUUUUCAUUUUAUUUGCUCAAAUAAGUUGCAGCAGAAAAGAGCAGUGGCCGUUUCAGGCUUUCCUCGGGGGCACAAAUUUUCAAAUACUUUCCAACUCGAAUUGCGAGAAACUGAAGAAAAUUCCUGCCCGAGAUUGUUCCUUUGGAAUUAUUAGUACAGAGUUACUUACCAAAAAUCCACUUGCUCAAGAAACACGCUUCACUGACUAAAUUCUCUUCGAGCCAAUACAAUGUUCCAAAAAAUACAAAACUCAUUGUUGUACAAUGAAAACUUAAAGCAUGGAAAUCAUGCCAAAACAAGUGACUAAACCAACGAACCUGCCUUUUUUGAAACAAGUAGUGUCGAAUCAUUUGUAAGCUUUACAAUUUUAUAUCAAGCGCGCGAAUAAUAAAACAAGGAAACCAGUAGUUGUGAAACGGGAACUUAAAAGAUAACAGUUUUCAUCCAACUUUUCGUAAACCUCUUCAGGUUUUUUCGAACUUUGUCCCACCGGAGAUACGAACACUUCCAAGAACUUUCCGUUGCAUCCGAAUAAUUGGCUCAGAAAAGUGAAUUUUUCUACAAACAUACGUUAGCACGAAAUUCUCAUCGUUUCGUACUCGAAAAUUCUUCUCAAACGAUCCUGCAGAAGAAAAAAAUAUACACAAAUAUAUUCGCCGACGCCCACAUGAAACGUGCUCGUGACACAAGCGUUAAUUAUAAUUCAAUAACGCAUAAGCUCGUUUAAUGAAUUGAGAGGUCUGAUUCGCAAAUAGUCAUACACACACAAACUCUCGGGCGUGAAUUAACUAAAUGAAGUAUCAAUGAUAACGAAAGUUAUUAGGAUAUUCCGGAAGAAAGGCAGUCGCACAGAAAGCAGAAGAAAAAUGAAGCGGAUCGUGAUCGUUCGUAGGACGCGAGACGACUGAAAAGUUCGAGUCCCGAGUGCGAGAAACGGACGACCGUGAUAGACGGAAAGAUUUUUGUUGAUUUUUAUAUCGCUUACAAACUCGUAUAAAAUUUGCACAAAAAAAGCGCACGAAUCCAAUACCAAAGUGUUUGUAAAAAGGUGGAAAAAAAAACAAUUAAAAAAAUCGACAGUUGCGAGCAAAUCGACGUGUUUCUCGAAAAAGCCUCUUGCUGAAACGCGAUAAAUCGUCCUAGCUGUUGUCCAAGCAUCAAGGCGCAGUCCCCGUCGUACAACGAUGAGAGGUACACGACUGAAACGUAGUUCUCGUGCAUUUAUCAAUUAAACUCUUUUUGCUACUGAAAAGAGGAAAAUAAAAAUAAGCCAGCGGAGCUUUGUUUACGAUCGAUUGGAAUUGGGUGUGUGUGUAAGCGAGCGAUUUAUUGCAAGGAAUUAUAUCGUCGAAUGGGGGCACCUCUCGAUAUACUUGAAAAAUAUAAACGUGCUAUCGAACGGAGCUGCACUCGCUGUGUCUAGAGUUAUACAUGAUAAUUUAUCUCGAAAUUGGACUCUAAAUAACUCAACUAAUUUGCUACACUUCGUUACCUCGUGACACGAAGAUUGGAAGCCUGCAAAUAUAUUUUUUCGAUACACUUCUCAGAGGGAGAAUAACAAUCUGACAAUUUGUUUUUUUAAGCCAUUCGAUGAAUUCGAAUAUACGAAAGAAAAUGCGUCGAAUAUAUCUAUUUUUGUGAAAAAUAGAUAGCUCAAAAAAAUCCAAUGAAAUGGGGAAGAGCAAAAAUGUUAAUGUUUUUUAUCAGGUACGAAGAGGAAGGCCCAACUCUGCGUCGAAAUGUCGUACGACGUAAGGUUUUUUAGUCAUGCAAAAGAAAAGACUUUAGAGAAAGCCGUGCCAGUAGCGUGCGUUAGUGUCAACCGAAUCCCUCCUCGCGUAGUGUUUACCAUUGUUUUUUUAAAACUAUCACAGUGCAAAAGUUGCGCCGCUGUUGAAGCGAGUUCUCGACCGAGAUUUUGGCGCCGCCCUGCGACGACCCUCGGAGCUGUCAAAUCAUAUUUUUUGGCAACACGAAAUUUUCCAUCCUUUUGUUUUUCGAUCGCCUCGGAGAUGAAUCAUCCUCGAGUCUCAAUCCUCGUCGGGAGAACUGAAAUGAAGUUUAAAGAAAAAGGCUCGUGCCUGUAUACGACGUUGUAGGUUAUAGUUAACUUAAAUUAAUUCACCUUGACUGUGUACGACUCUUACGCGUGUGUUCAUUACUUUCAUUGACGAACGAUACAAUGAGAAACUAAUUUGUAUCAUACCGAGACGAAUUUGUCGCGAAAUAUUGCGUCAUAACUGAAUUUAGUUGACAUAAACUUCUGUUUAAAGAUGUUUUAUGCUCCUUUGAAUUGUUCAUUGUCCACAAAGCAGUUAUCGAUAAUAUGAAAAGUGGAAAUUAUUAUCGAUCGAUAGUCGUGCUCUAUUCAGGUACAAAUGUGUCAAUAUAUUAAUACCGUUCUGUCGAAUGCACAAUUCUGACAUGAAUCAUCUGCCUCAGAAUGUAGUCCUAACCUCACUUCGAAUGAUUUUUUAUAUCGUGCAAUUCUCGCGUUUGAUAUUUUUUAUUCCGAGACAAAAAGAGCUCAACAAGGAAUAUCAUUUUUCAUAUCGAUCGUAAAAAUCGUAUGAGCUGUUGGAAGCGAAAAUCAUGUAAAAAUCGUAAACGUGGCCGGGUCGCGUCGUAGCAAUUGCAGUGCGAUCUUUGUCGUCCCAAAGAUCGCCUUUUUGUGUAUAUUCUUGUUGUUGCUGCCUCGAUUCGCAUCGUUGUUGACAGUACUUUUCCAUUCCACCCAAGUGUUUCUUUAUCGUGUCCGUUGCCCUUCCCAUCCUUCGUAUUUUCACACACCUCCUCACUUUCCAAUCGCGUAUAUAUAGACGCGUGAUUGGUUCUCUAGGAAUUAUCACUGUAGCGGUUAAGUACAAUGUCGUCGAUUGUAAAACAGCCUAGGUGUAAAAUACGUAUUCUUAUUUAUAUUAGCUAUAUUAAUAAAUGAAUAAAUAUAUGAAUAUAAUUAUCAUAAGUAAAUAAGCCAUACCGAGAUAAAAAUGAGAAACGAGAAACAAAAUAAAAGGAAAACGUAAACAAGAAUGAAAGAACGAAGAAGAAAGACGAAACAAAUGACUGGCACAUUACUGUCCACACCUGUCAAAGUCAUAAAAAAGAGUGAAAAAAAAAAAAACAUCGUAAGAAUGCUAUUAAUAACAAUAUUGUUACGUAAAA
Messenger RNA from Venturia canescens, 7306 nucleotides. It is a transcript of the gene Gprk2, whose product is annotated as G protein-coupled receptor kinase 2. Gene Ontology annotation, cellular component: cytoplasm. Gene Ontology annotation, molecular function: G protein-coupled receptor kinase activity; ATP binding. Gene Ontology annotation, biological process: signal transduction; regulation of signal transduction; protein phosphorylation. The record is from RefSeq and is a predicted model, not a curated record. The transcript has 8 exons. The coding region runs from base 1161 to 2936 and encodes 591 amino acids. NCBI's taxonomy places the organism in Eukaryota, Metazoa, Arthropoda, Insecta, Hymenoptera, Ichneumonidae.